This is a messenger RNA of Xiphias gladius (swordfish), 1271 nucleotides long. Its product is annotated as actin-related protein 2/3 complex subunit 5-like. The transcript is spliced from 4 exons. Gene Ontology annotation, molecular function: actin filament binding. NCBI's taxonomy places the organism in Eukaryota, Metazoa, Chordata, Actinopteri, Istiophoriformes, Xiphiidae. Gene Ontology annotation, cellular component: Arp2/3 protein complex; cytoplasm; actin cytoskeleton. The record is from RefSeq and is a predicted model, not a curated record. The coding region runs from base 129 to 581 and encodes 150 amino acids. Gene Ontology annotation, biological process: Arp2/3 complex-mediated actin nucleation; regulation of actin filament polymerization; cell migration.
GAAAAAAAAAUAAAAGGAAGUGAGGAAUUGAGGAAGUGGUAGGGCUGCAAACUGGACAGCUCAGUUGCAAAUAUCUGCUGUCCUAUAAGCCUGUUUUUCUCUGAACAGCCUUUACUGCUGUGCCCAAAAUGUCUAAAAAUACAGUGUCCGACCGGUUCAGGAAAGUAGACGUAGAUGAAUACGACGAGAACAAAUUUGUGGACGAGGAAGACGGAGGAGAGAACCAGGGUGGUCCGGACGAGGCAGAAGUCGACGCUCUGCUCAGACAGGGGAACAUGAAUGCUGCUCUCCAUGCUGUGCUGAAGAAUCCUCCAAUCAAUACCAAGAACCAGAAUGCCAAGGAGCGAGCAGAGCUGCUGGUGGUCAAAGUGCUGAGCAGUUUUAAGAGCAGUGACAUAGAGAAAGCUGUUGGAUCACUGGACAGAGCAGGAGUGGACCUGCUAAUGAAAUACAUCUACAGAGGCUUUGAGAAACCUUCUGACAACAGCAGUGCUGUACUGCUGCAGUGGCAUGAAAAGGCUCUGGCAGUGGGAGGGGUGGGCUCCAUAGUCAGAGUUCUGACUGCCAGGAAGACUGUCUGAUAGUCCAGGACCCAACAGAGUCCAUCUGUAAACGGACGUUAGUCAGCGAUCUGGCCAAAUACAAAGUCACCGAAGCUGAUGGCGGAGACAAGUCUCUUCUUUUUCUGCUUUUGGAUAUGAUUCCCAUUUGUUUUUUGUACUGGAACUGAGUGUCUUCCUGAUAUAGUUUUUUCCUCUUUUUUCUGCAUUCACUAUUUUCAAUCACACCCUUGGGAUUUAGAAAUGCUGGCAGUCAGGCAGGGAGGUGCUGGCACCUAUAACUGUCUGUUUGCGCCAGCCAUGCAGAGAGAAGACACAUUUCAGAUGCUAAAGUCAGACACAUUCUGUCCAAAGCAGCUCCUCAUUCCUUUCAAACUGCUUCACACCUGCUCUGAUGCCUCUGCUGGCUCACUGUAACAUCUCUCCAAUUCUUCUCUCCUUCUUUCCUCCUCCUUCCUCUCUGAAGCCUCUGAGUCAUCCAGGUUGAGGAAAUGGAAAAGAUUGUUCUUGGGUGGACUGUCUGGUGACCUGUCUAGGGUGUUUCCUUGUCCUUUCCCCAGUGCAUGCUGGGUUCUUUUUUGCCUAACAUUCUAACUUCUGAACAUCUUUUUUCAUUGACAGUUUUUUUAAUUAGACCAAUUCCACAUUGCUUAUAUUGUUUGUUUUUAUAUCUGAAAUAAAAGAGAAAAAAAAUAUGCACUAAAUCUGAAA